Molecule: messenger RNA, 2096 nt
Organism: Polyodon spathula (Mississippi paddlefish)
Lineage: Eukaryota; Metazoa; Chordata; Actinopteri; Acipenseriformes; Polyodontidae
Gene: gmnn
Product: geminin DNA replication inhibitor
Exons: 7
Coding region: 186-866 (226 amino acids)
Biological process (GO): negative regulation of DNA replication; negative regulation of cell cycle
Cellular component (GO): nucleus
Source: RefSeq, a predicted model, not a curated record
UUUCUCACAGUUCUUUGAGACAUCCGAGGAUCCGCCUUGAGAACGGUGAUCACGUGACAAGUGAUCACAAUUGAACCCAGCGCGCGAUUAUAUCGCAUUCAAGUACCAGAGAGCAGUCAGCUCGGAGGUGUGUGGGUAACAUUGGCGUGUAUCUCAGCUCUUUGUACUACGCAAACAUUGAAGAAAUGAAUACAAACAUGAAACACCGACUGGAUGCAGACAAGUCAGCUGUAAGCAUAAAGAACUUCUUAACGGCAGGAGUUAAUGGAGGCUCAAAUCCUAGGCGUACCCUACAAGCAAUUCAACCUACAGUGACAACCGGGCAGCUUGUUGGGAGGACCGCAGAGCCAGUCAAGUCUCUUCCAAAAAGGACAUUUUGCAGCACUCAACAGCCAAAAAGUUCAAAGAGGGCCAAAACUGAAGUGGCUGUGUGUACAGAGGACAGUGAAAAUGAGACUCGGCCAGAGGGAAUGACCAAAGAGACUUAUGAGCUUAUGGUCAAAGAAACUCCUCCAUCUACAUACUGGAAAGAACUGGCAGAUGAAAGGAGGGAAGCACUUCAUAAGGUUCUUCAAGAAAAUGAAAAGCUGCAUAAGAAAAUUGAGUUACAAGAUGAGACCAUCUCAAAGUUAAAGCAAGAAAAUGAAGAACUGGCUGAACUUGCAGAGCAUGUACAACACAUGGCCAGUAUGAUUGAGAGAUUAACUGGGAACAGUCCAGAUAACCUCAAAGUCCUUGGAGACCUUGAUGUAGAAGAACAAGAACACGAAGAUGAGAAAUACAUUAACAGUGAGGAUGAGGACGAAGACGAUAAGCUUUCAGAAAUUGAAAGUGACAAUGAAGAUGAUACAACUCUGCCUGAUUAAUGUUGUCAAAUCCAGUUAAACUAGACAAUUUGUUAUUUUUUUAAUAUAAAUUCUUAAAGGGACCAAUGUGGAAAAAAGCAUUUUGCAUUAGGAUUCACUCACUGAACCAGUGGGUCUGUAUCGACUUGGGCAGAGAACCUUUCCAAAGAUCAGCUUUUGCACGUUUUACAAAGGUUAACCGAGGUGAGAAUGAAUGGUUAACUUGGUGGGAAGUGAAGGCUUGGAUUCUCAUACUGCCGGAGGGACGUGUUCAGUCUUUUUCUUUUUGGAGAUAAGAAGUUGUUCAUGCAUUGUAUGUGUUAAUGCAGGGGUUGCCAACCCAGGUUCUGGAGAGUCGUGGGGUCUUCUCAGAUGGAACGAAAACCAUUUCUCAAUUACUUGAUUUGAAACAAUUUUCUUUUAUUGGUCAACACUAACAUUGUUUCCAGGUCUUUAGUCAUUGCUUUAAAGACACCCAGAAAACCUGCAGCAUUGUGGCUGUCCAGGAUCAGCGUUGGCCACCCCUGUGUUAAGGUAUAAAUUGUGGCCUGCCAAUACAGGUUUAACCAGCUGUGAACAGUUAAAUAUGUAUAUUUUGAAAUUGUACAGUUUUAAUGCAUGUUUAUCUAAACACAAAAAUAAAAUUGGUGAUUCUCAAUAUUCUUUAAUUGGUUUGAUGUGCUUUUACAUGGCUUGUUAUACUUUGACAUUUAGUCAAUAUACUGGUGCCAAGUAACCUAUAACUGCACUUUUAAUAUAUAACCGGAGAAGUCUGAAGAUUAUUGUAUAAAAUCCUUUAGAUUGUUGAGUAAGUUUCUUGCAAAGCCACGUUUUAAUUUUAAAUUAUUAGACAUGCAACAUACUAUUUAAAUAGGUUAUUAGGUUUUUUUUAUCAAGUGGUGUUUCAAACAACUCUGACAGGUAAAGCUAUAAAAAUGAUAUCCAUAGGCCAUAAUCCUCAAACAAUUACUGGUACUAAUUUUACUAUUUAAUCUUUUUUUGGUGGGAAGUACAGUACUUCCUAUGCCAAAGUUGUAAUUUUAUAGAAGCAAAUGUUAUGUGAUUCAUAUUCUCUCUGGUAAUCCUUGUCUGGGACUGUGUUUAACCUUCCUUGGAAAUGUCUGUAGUUAAUUUGGGGCUUAACGUUCUCAACUUGGACCAAAAAAAAUGGUACAGAAGUGAACAUAUAAUUGCAGUGUUCCAAAAUCUGGUUGUUAUAUCCAAAUAAAAUAAGUGUAACUACUGAAUUGA